GCCAUGUACCAACCCUCGCAACAUUUUGCCGCGCUUUUGCGUGGGCGAUGCGCCAACUUCCCACGCUAUAAAUAGGCAGCCAGUUGAACCGAGUGAUCUCAUCUUCAUCUCGCAGCAGAGUUGGAGACUUUGAGCUCUCAACUGAACCCCAAUCUGCGAGGUGGGAGAAGGAGGAGGAGAUGGACGGGGAGCAAGAGGCGCGGUGGCUGGCGGCGCAGGGGGUCGCCGUAGGUGCCGACAUGGUCGCGGCGGCGCUCCGGCAGCUGGAGUUCCUCGCGGCGGUGGACCGCCGCCGGUGGCUCUACGAGGGGCCGCUGCUCGAGAGGGCCAUCCACAGGUACAAAUCAUGCUGGCUUCCUCUCCUUUCCAAGCACACUCAGGCUGCUGUUGUAGAUGGGCCUUUAGUUGUUCCUCUUGAUUGCGAAUGGAUAUGGCACUGCCAUCGGCUUAACCCGGUACAAUACUUAAAGGACUGCAAGAGAUUGUAUGGCAGAAUACUCGACAAUAGCAAUGUUCAGUCUUCGAUUAGAGCAGAAUCCAAGCACCAGUCUGAGAAGGUUUGGGCUGAGCAAUAUCCUAAGGAGCCCUUUGAGCUGGAGUACACAAGCUCUUCUGACAACUCAAUUUAUGCAAAUGCUGGAGCUGCAGAGGACAUUUCUUAUGAUUUGGUCGCAGCUGUUAAGAGACAGUCUUCUUUCUUCUACCAGGUUGACACACCAACUAUGCAUGAUCAGCGAUUUCUGGAAGAAGCUUUAGCUCGGUACAAAGGAUUCUUGUACCUGAUCAAGACGAAUCAGGAGAACAAAAUGAAGCUCUUUCGCGUGCCAACCUAUGAUGUGGAUGUCAUCUGGCACACUCACCAACUGCAUCCUGCUACCUACUGCCAUGAUAUGCUGAAGCUCAUUGGACGAGUUCUGGAGCAUGAUGACACCGAUGACGAUCGAUCAGAAGGAAAGAAGCUCGAUACUGGAUUUUCAGGGACUACCAAACAGUUUGAGAAUGCCUUUGGUGCAAGAUACUGGAAGGCUGGUGCUAUGUACCGUGGCAACUUGCCGUCUCCUGUGACAUCCAAUCCUCAGAUGUUUAUUAGUGAGGUGGAUGGUGAAUUUAGUGUUGGCAAAGCUGAGUCGCAAAUUACCAUUCUUGAAACAACAGUUAUAGAGUUAUUCUUGCAAAUUGUGGACAUCAAGAACUUGCCACCUGCAAUUCCAAAGGAAAAUGUGUACAUAUGGUUCACAAAGAAUCAACCAGACAUGUUCAUCAGUGAUGGUGGCAGGCUGGAUAUCUCUACAAAAACAGGGAAGUCGAUUGGAGCCAGUAUCCAAUGUGAGCCUACUGGUGAACUCAUUCUAACAGUACUGGUUGAUCGGGAAUCAUCAUCGAAGAAACCCAAAAAGAUUGGGAAGAUUUCUAUCCCUCUUCAAGAGUUUACAUGGUCUGAUUCCAAGCUCUCCUUUGAGAGGUGGUUUGAAUUGAAACCUCAUGAUGGGCAUGCCAGUUCACCUAUCGUCAGCCUUCGAGUUGCUGCCUCUUCCACUGUCCCAGUGAAGGCUCAGCAGGUUCUUAGCAUGAUCAGGACAGAACCUUUCUCUCUUAAGAGUUUUCUGUCACCGAAUUCCAUCAAGGAUCAAAAGAUGAGCUGCUGGACUCACUUUGUGUAUGAUUGCAAUACUGAACUUAUCCGUCUUCAAAUUAGGGAUCAGAAGGCAAAGAACGGCAUGGUUGUCGCUCGGGAGUUGGUCGGAGUAACAAAGUCAUCAAAGAAACCAUUUAAGCUAGCAGAGUUCGUGGACAACAAGUGGUCACUGAGCAACUCUAACUUAUGCAUCACUAAUGACAUGAAACCAAGCAAGGAUGGCUCUAUACUUGAGCUCAAAUGUGACAACAAAACGAUCAAACUCUACCAGGGAAAGAGGCUAGAAUUUCAACGGAAGUGCUGCAACAAUCACGCAGAGGAGAAUGCUUCAGCUAUUACUGCUGUGAAGUUCUCUGCUGAACAUCCAUAUGGCAAAGCAGUUGCAUUGCUUGACACCAAAUCUGAGCUGAUAAUGGUAAAUGAGGAUUGGUUUCUGCUUCCUUGGAUCGUGAUGUCGUUCCUGUUCCAAGACAUCAAUGUCGAAGACGGCUCGAAGCUCAUCGGUGGCGCCAUUGCUCAGAAAGGCGCGAUCUCUGAGCCCGACACUGCUGCCAUGGCGAUGUCAGCCGAGACGGUGGCUGCUCCUGCUAACUGCGGCACUUGCGGCACGGCGUGCGACAGUAACAUGGCAGGCGACAAGGUGGUGGCCGCCGCGAGAUGCAAGGCCGCGCGAUGCAAGGCUGUCGCGGCAAGCGGCGGCGGCGGCGGCCAGGCAGAGUCGGCUGGGUGCGGCUCGGGAUGCGGCGGCGGCUGUGGCGGCGGUGUUGCCAAGGUCGUUGAGGCCACCAAGGCUGGCGUCGGCGGCCAUGGCAAGUCCGGUGGAUGUGGCUCGGGCUGCGGUGGUGGCUGUGGCGGCGGCGGGUGCGGCGCCAUGGCCGUCGAGAGCUCCAAGGAUGAUGUCCAUGCGAAGUGUGCAGGUUGUGGCUCAGGCUGCGGCGGCGGCUGUGGCGGCGGCUGUGGCGGUGGCAUGGUCAUGGAAGCCUCCAAGGCUGGCCAUGUCAAGUCCGGCGGGUGCGGCUCAGGCUGCGGCGGCGGCUGUGGUGGAGGCUGCGGUGGCGGCGUGGCCAUGGAAAGCUCCAAGGCUGGCCAUGUCAAGUCCGGCGGAUGCGGCUCAGGCUGCGGCGGCGGCUGUGGUGGCGGUUGUGGCGGCGGCAUGGUCAUGGAAAGCUCCAAGGCUGUCCAUGUCAAGUCCGGCGGCUGCGGCGGAGGCUGUGGUGGCGGCGUGGCCAUGGAAAGCUCCACCGUUGGACAUGCCAAGUCCGGUGGCUGCGGUUCAGGCUGUGGCGGCGGCUGCGGUGGCGGCGGUUGCGGCGCGAUGCUCAACGCGAGCACCUGAGCGGCGCAGGCGGUUGCGCCGGCGGCCGCCGGCGAUGGCGCGGCGCGCCAUUCUGAACCAGCAGGUGAAGUGUGUCGUCAAUUAAAUUCUCUGCAAAUAAAAUUCCGUUUGAAAAAAAGUGAAAAAGGAAAAAAAAAACUUAGUGCUGUUGGUCAUAUGCUGCUAUCUGUAAAUAGUACAUAAUAAAUUGUAAUGUGGUGUGAUAAUAAGAUAAAUGAAAAAAAAAAGAGGAGUGUAUCUUCCCUCCAAAUCAGAAACAUGAGAUGUGGGUUAAAUUUGGAUUAUAAGGUGUUGGCUGUUCAGAACGUAAGUUUCAUCACUGUAUUCAGCUGCAAACAUAAGAUGAAAGCUACUUUUUUUUUU
Oryza sativa Japonica Group (Japanese rice) is the source of this 3335-nucleotide messenger RNA. Its product is annotated as glycine-rich domain-containing protein 1. The record is from RefSeq and is a predicted model, not a curated record. NCBI's taxonomy places the organism in Eukaryota, Viridiplantae, Streptophyta, Magnoliopsida, Poales, Poaceae.